AUGUUCGAGAAUUUCUCAUUCCCGUCCCCGUCUUCUACGGCAGAAGGGGACGAUCAACUGAUGCUCGACUGCGAUAGCACGACGAUAUCUCCACUUUCGUCUCGGUGUCCAUCACCCUCGUCCUAUUUAUCAAGACGAUCGCGUCCACUGUCGCGUCCACGAUCGCCAUACAAUCGUCGCCCGCAACAGCCUCCUACAUCCAUGCCGAGCAACUAUGAACAGUCCCAGCGCCGACUUUCGGUCGGCACACUGACUGAGAAGUUGAAUGCACAUAGUUUGGAUCAGAAUUCUGCGUCAAUUUUGGCACAUGUUCCUUACGACUCACCUUUAUCACCGGUCUCUCCGACUUCGUUUUCAUUUUCUGUGACUAAGGAUUCUGCCUCGUCCCGGGGCAGUGUACGAACACUUCUGACCCCACCAGGAGAAUAUGAAGAUGAAGGAUACGACGACCAGUUAACUCCCGGUUGGGAGCCAUAUCACCCUGGACAUUCCCCGACUUCUGUACCACUUGAACACGACGGAUUUCUGGACGUACCACACCACCGUUUCCCGCGGGAACUAAGCCUACGGCUACAACGUCAGCAAAUGUCCCGAGCACAAUGCAAUAUCGACGUUCUCAAACUCGCCCUGCUAGCCGAAGAUUUCACCCGUCGGACAUCCGAGUCAGUAGGCCUCAGUGACGACGAAUGCCACCCUAGUUCUCUUCCACCAAACACUUCCCCGCCAAGUAGCCUUCGACGAGCAUCCAUUAAACCUCGAGGUGGCAGUGUUGUUUCCACAGCGGGGAAUAUACGGUAUCGCUCACGGACGUCAUUAGAUCCCGAUAUGGUGCGAAGGCGCAGUACUUCUUCGGCUGGAACAUUUGCCUCUUCGGCGCGUAUUGCGAAACCACGUGCUCGUGAGCUACUUUCGAAAAAGAGCGAGCAGACCUUGAGACGGAAGAGUCUGGUUUGUGCAACGCUUGCAUCGGCGAUGUAUGAAGCGCCGACGUCUAGGUCUUCGGGUCCUGGACAGUGA
Messenger RNA from Talaromyces marneffei, 1017 nucleotides. RefSeq lists its product as uncharacterized. The coding region runs from base 1 to 1017 and encodes 338 amino acids. Lineage: Eukaryota; Fungi; Ascomycota; Eurotiomycetes; Eurotiales; Trichocomaceae. The transcript has a single exon. The record is from RefSeq and is a predicted model, not a curated record.